UUAUGAUGAUUAUGUGAAUAACUUAGUCUAUGAUUUAAUUUUAAAAAAUGUCGUCUUCAAGUUCCGAAGAAGAAAAACCAUGUCUGAUUUCAUUUGCAACCGGAAAAAAUUUUGAGAUUCAACAUCAAGAUAGGUAUGGCAGAUGUAGAAAUGUAUCCACCUUUGAAAGAUACAAUAAGAUUGGAGAAGGAACAUUUGGAGUUGUAUAUCGUGCCAGAGACACACAAAAUGAUGAAAUUGUUGCUUUAAAAAGAGUUCGAACUGAGCAUGACAUGGACGGUAUUUCGAUUAGCAGUUUAAGGGAGAUUAAUUUGCUGUUGUGUCUGCGUCAUCCUAAUAUUGUGGAGUUGAAAGAAGUUGCAGUUGGUCAACAGUUGGACAGCAUAUUUCUUGUCAUGGGUUACUGCGAACAAGACUUGGCAAGUUUACUUGAUAACAUGUCAAAACCAUUCACUGAAGCUCAAGUUAAAUGUAUAACCAUACAAGUUCUCAAAGGAUUGCAAUAUCUCCAUGAUCACUUUAUUGUACACAGGGAUUUGAAAGUUUCAAACUUGCUUAUGACAGAUUCUGGAAUAGUUAAAAUUGCAGAUUUUGGAUUAGCAAGAACAUAUGGAAUUCCUGCAAUCAAUAUGACACCACGAGUUGUAACAUUAUGGUAUAGAGCACCUGAAUUGUUGUUUGGAUCAAAAACACAUGGCACUGGUGUAGACAUGUGGGCAAUGGGUUGUAUAUUGGCAGAACUUCUUGCUCACAAACCACUCUUCCCUGGGAAGUCUGAGCUUCAAAUGAUCGAUAUUAUUAUAGAAUUAUUGGGAUCUCCAAAUGAGAGUAUAUGGCCUGGUUACGAAAGCCUUCCUGCUGUGAAGACAAUUUAUCUUCGUAACCAGCCGUAUAAUAACCUGAAGCAUAGAUUUCCAUGGUUAUCUGAUGCUGGUCUAAGAUUACUCAAUCUUUUGCUCAUGUUUGAUCCAGAAAAACGAGCAACUGCGCUUGAUUGUCUUCAAAUUUCCUAUUUUAAAGAGAAACCAUUGCCAUGUGAUGCAAAUAUGAUGCCAACUUUUCCACACCACAGAAACAAACAGUCAACAGCACAGCACAAACGUAAAUCAAUAAGCGGACAUUCGGAUGACGAUGAAAAGAAACGUUACUCACAUAAAAAAAUCUCAAAACACAAGAAAUAAGCAUUUCUCUUUGUCAACUAAAUCAG
Styela clava is the source of this 1207-nucleotide messenger RNA. Its product is annotated as cyclin-dependent kinase 10-like. Gene Ontology annotation, biological process: regulation of mitotic cell cycle; protein phosphorylation. Gene Ontology annotation, cellular component: nucleus. Gene Ontology annotation, molecular function: ATP binding; cyclin-dependent protein serine/threonine kinase activity. The record is from RefSeq and is a predicted model, not a curated record. Lineage: Eukaryota; Metazoa; Chordata; Ascidiacea; Stolidobranchia; Styelidae.